Apodemus sylvaticus (European woodmouse) is the source of this 1962-nucleotide messenger RNA. RefSeq names its product RWD domain containing 2B (gene Rwdd2b). Gene Ontology annotation, molecular function: protein binding. NCBI's taxonomy places the organism in Eukaryota, Metazoa, Chordata, Mammalia, Rodentia, Muridae. The coding region runs from base 120 to 992 and encodes 290 amino acids. The record is from RefSeq and is a predicted model, not a curated record. The transcript is spliced from 5 exons.
AAAGGUCGCGCCGUUCUCUUUCGUCUCCCCGGGAGUGAGACCCGAGCUGCGAGCGCGUCCAGACUUAGGGUGUCAGUAGUGCGGGAGCCCCAGCUCUGGGAACUUACAGAUGUCUCAGCAUGGUUGAGAUGGAGCAGGCAGAGGCCCAGCUGUCUGAGCUGGACCUCCUGACCAGUAUGUUCCCCGGUGAGAACGAGCUCAUAGUGAAUGACCAGCUGGCAUUAGCAGAGCUGAAAGAUUGUAUUGAGAAGAGGACAAUGGAGGGACGGUCAUCGCAAGUAUACUUUACAAUCAAUGUGGGCCUGGACAUCUCUGAGGAAGCAAUGGUGACAUUUUCUUUGUCUUGCAUUCUUCCCUUUAAAUACCCUACAGUCCUGCCUGAAAUUACAGUGAGAUCAGUAUCACUGAGCAGAUCCCAGCAGACUCAGCUGAAUGCAGAUCUGACAGCAUACCUGCAGAAGAGCUGCCUGGGGGAUGUCUGUAUACUGAAUGCCACAGAGUGGGUUAGAGAGCACGCCUCUGACUAUGUCAGCAUAGAUGCUUCGCCCUCCCCCGCCAGGCAAAGCAGCGUCCAGACAGUGGAUCUCACCUUCACGAGGCUGUGGAUCUACAGCCAUCACAUCUACAACAAAUGCAAAAGACGAAACAUCCUCGAGUGGGCGAAGGAGUUGUCCCUGUCUGGGUUUAGCCUGCCUGGGAAGCCUGGCGUGGUUUGUGUGGAAGGCCCACAAAGUGCUUGUGAAGAAUUCUGGUCGAGACUCAGAAAACUAAACUGGAAGAGGAUUUUAAUUCGUCAUCGAGAAGACAUUCCUUUUGACGGUACAGCCGACGGACUGGAAGGACAGCGGAAAUUUUCCGUUUUUGAAGAAAAGGCCUUCAGUGUCCACGGAGCCAGAGGGAACCACAUGGACUUCGGGCAGCUCUAUCAGUUCUUAAAUGCCAGGGGAUGUGGGCAUGUUUUCCAGAUGUUCUUUGGGGUAGAAGGACAGUGACUGAGCAGAGGGGCAGCCAGCUUGCUGUUCCCUCUGUUAAUCGCUUCUUCCUAUUCUUCCCUGAAAUUCAAUUUCAGCUCCAUUCUAGAAUGUUCUAGGGCUGGGGUCAUAAGAAGAAAAUUAAUAUAGCUGAAAUGUGUCCGUUAAAACAUGUCCUGCCUGAAAGAAGAACGGAGUUUCAACUUGUAAACUUCAAAUUACUAACCGAGAAGGGUGGAGAAAUGGCUCAGAGGCUAAGAGGAUGUACUGCCGUCGCCAGGGACUUAAGUUCAGUUCCCAGCACCUGUGGCAGGGAGCUCAUAACCACCUUUACGUCUUUACUCCAGGGUAUUUGAUGUACUACGUUCUCCAAGGGUGCAUACAUGACCAUACACACGUAAAUCUAUUCAGGGUAUCAGAUCCCCUGGAACUGGAGUUACAGGAGUUGUAAGGGGCCUGGGGGGGGGGGUGGUGCUGGGAACCAUUCUUUGGUCCUCUGCAAGAGCAAUGCACCCUUUUAACCACUGAGCCUUGUCUCCAGCUUGGUAGAAAUUUCUUGACCUAAGCUGGAUAUGCUGGCACAUGCUUAUAAUCCCGGUAUUUGGGAAGUAGAGGCGGGAGGAUUGGAAGUUCAAGGCCAGCUGGGCUACAUCUGGCUCUGUCUCAAAAUAAAUAAAUAAAUAAAAAUAAAGCUAUUCAUGCAGAAACGUUUGAAAGACAAAUUAUAUGUGAAGGUAAUUUUGGUGGCUCAACGUGCUAGGCAUUCCCAACACUUUGGCCUUUACUGAGGAACCUGUGAGGAGCCCGGGAAAGCUUCCCGUUCUCCUUCCUGGCCUCGGUUGUAGCUGCAUGUGGCUGUAGAUUACAGCUGCAGGAUUUCCGGGGAUCAUAUCUCAGAGAUGCCGUUGUACAAGACACCUCGUCACGUGCGGACCCGAUGUUAAUCCUUGCCUAUCUCCAGACCUUUGAAAUAAAAUGAUUUAAAACUCUC